Messenger RNA from Musa acuminata AAA Group (dessert banana), 7788 nucleotides. RefSeq lists its product as uncharacterized. NCBI's taxonomy places the organism in Eukaryota, Viridiplantae, Streptophyta, Magnoliopsida, Zingiberales, Musaceae. The record is from RefSeq and is a predicted model, not a curated record. The transcript is spliced from 51 exons. Gene Ontology annotation, molecular function: molecular adaptor activity. Gene Ontology annotation, biological process: negative regulation of translation; nuclear-transcribed mRNA catabolic process, deadenylation-dependent decay. Bases 200 to 7510 code for a protein of 2436 amino acids. Gene Ontology annotation, cellular component: P-body; CCR4-NOT core complex.
CGUCGCGAAACCUCUGAUUCUCCGACUCUUGGAAGCCAAAAGCCAUCUCCCCGUGUUUCCAUCACCGAACACCCGACGCUCUCGCCUCUCUCGCUCUCUCCUCCCUUUGUCUCCCGACUCGAAACCCUCGCCCUUCUCGCCAUCUCGAGCGGGGCAGAAACCCUAGUCCGGUUCCGCUGCCGUCGCCGCCUCCGCCGCGAUGCUUCCCUUCUCUUCCACCGUCGCUGGAGAGAUCCGGCUUCUGCUGCAGAGCGUGAACGACUCCAACUUCGAUUCGAUCUAUCGCGAGCUCUGCCAGUUUGUCGAUUACGGAAGUGAAGUCAGCACUUUGUUGCUCCGGAGAUGUUUGGAUCAAAUAAUAGUUAAAGACGGGGAGACUUCACAACUGAAAUGGGAUCUUGUAACUGCAGUUGUAAGAUAUUUGCUGGACAGACCAAAUUUUAGCACAAAUCUUUGUGAAGCUUUGGAUGGUAUGCCAAUAAGUGAAGGGUUCUUAGGAGAUAUUUCAAACACAUUAGGUUUUUCAGUAACUGAGAAAAUUGGUAUUGGACUUGCUUUGUCGGAUUGUGAAAAUCCUGAUCUGAGGAUGAGAGGGCAAAAUUUUUGCAUUGCUCAGAUCGAGGAAUUGUGUGCAAAUCCAUCGUCAAUUUUAAAUAGUGAUCAAAUUCAGGAUAUUGUUAUGUUCCUCUAUCGAACUGAAGGCCUUUCAAAGCACAUGGAUUCUUUUACCAAAAUUUUAUCUCUGCUCCAAUUGAAAGGGUGCUCUUUCUUCUUAUCAGCCCCAUUGCUGACAAAUGAUAUCAAUGCAGCUAACAAUUUGAGGCAUUUGGAUCUAUUUUCUGGAUGCUCUGAUAAUGAUUUUGAUGCUGUAUUAGCUGAAAUUGAAAAGGAAAUGAGCAUGGCUGACAUAGUGACAGAAUUGGGGUAUGGAUGCACAGCUGACGCUUCGCAUUGUAAAGAGAUACUAUCUCAAUUUCAACCACUCAAUGAAGUUACAGUUUCUAAGUUAAUAGGCACAAUUGUCCGGACUCAUAGUGGUCUUGAGGAUCCUCUCAACAUUCAUGCAACAUUUUGUUCAGCUCUUGGUAGCAGCUUAACUAGUGAUUCUUCAUCAUUGAACUCAUGGGAUUUUAAUGUCCUUGUUGACACGAUUAAGCAACUUGCUCCAAAGACAAAUUGGGUGCUUGUCAUGGAAAAACUUGACCAUGAGGGUUUUCUACUUCCUGAUGAAACUGCAUUUUCACAUCUAAUGUCCAUUUACAGGAGUGCGUGCCAGGAUCCUUUUCCUCUCCAUGCUAUUUGUGGCUCUGUCUGGAAGAAUGCAGAAGGCCAACUUUCUCUUUUGAGAUAUGCAGUGUCAGCCCCAACUGAUGUGUUCACAUUUGCGCAUUGUUCAAGACAACUGAUGUAUGGUGAUCUAGCACAUUUCAAGCAUGGAAAUCAGGCAUGGUGUUGUUUAGAUCUUUUGGAUGUUUUAUGCCAGCUUGCAGAAAGAGGCCAUGCCAGCUUGGUGCGACUCAUACUAGAUUUCCCUCUUAGUCAAUGUCCAGAGGUUCUACUUAUUGGAGUUGCCCACAUUAAUACUGCGUACAAUCUCAUCCAGUAUGAAGUAUCUUCUUCAGUGUUUCCUGUAAUACUAAAAGAUUCUUCAAGGAACAACAUUUUUCAUCAUCUCUGGUGUAUAAAUCCUAACCUGGUCCUUCGAGGAUUUAUAGAAACCCAGAUUGAUUCCAACAACCUUUUGAGGAUUGUGGAUAUCUGUCAAGAUCUGAAGAUCCUAUCAUCAGUGUUGGCUACAACUCCCUUUGCUUUUAGCAUUAGACUGGCUGCCAUUGCUUCUAGGAAAGAUCAUAUGAAUCUUGAGAAUUGGUUGAAUGAAAAUUUGAGUGUAUAUAAAGAUGUUUUUUUUGAGGAUUGUCUGAAGUUCUUAAAAGAGGUACUUGGCGAUGGAACCAAUGAUGUAUCAGAUGGUUCUCUUCCACAGUCUCGACCAGCUGUUCUGAAUGCCUACCGUGAGACAUGCUCUGUAUUUUUCAAGGUUCUUCAGGCCCAUUCCGGACAGCUUGUUUCUCACCAGCUUUUUGAGGAAAUGAAGAAGCUGCAUAUCUCAUCUCCUCCAAAGACUCAAAAUGCUGGAACAGUGGGUGGAGCAGUUUCAGAGGGCAUCUCUGAUGAUAUAGAGUCUGAAGCAAACGCUUACUUCCAUCAAAUGUUCGCUGGACAAUUGUCCGUUGAGGCAAUGGUUCAGAUGCUUGCACGUUAUAAAGAAUCUUCUGACAAAAGGGAACAGAUGGUUUUUGAAUGUAUCAUUGCAAACCUGUUUGAAGAGUACAAGUUCUUUCCCAAGUAUCCUGACAGGCAAUUAAAAUUAGUUGCAGUGCUAUUUGGUUCUCUAAUAAAGCACCAACUUGUGACUCAUCUUGCGCUUGGUAUUGCUUUGCGUGGGGUUCUUGAUGCAUUGCGGAAAUCGGUGGAUUCAAAAAUGUUUAUGUUUGGUACCAAGGCCUUGGAGCAGUUCAUGGAUCGUCUUGUUGAGUGGCCACAAUAUUGCAAUCAUAUAUUACAGAUAUCUCAUUUGCGUGGAACACAUGCUGAGUUGGUUUCUUUUAUUGAGAGGGAACUAACAAGAAUUUCUUCUAGUCAGUCAGAGUCAAAUAGUGUUAAUGCAAUGCCUGUUGAUCAGCAACAAGGUUCGGGAACUGCUGCUACUGAAAGCGUGGAGGCAUCUGAAGCAUCAUGGCAUUUGAUGAGUUCCACUUCUACGCAGUUGGGACAGCAGUUUUCCUCUUUACAGCUUCAACAGAGGCAUCAGGGUUUCCUCGGUGAAAGGACUAAAGCCUCUACCAUGUCUGUCAGUUAUACGAAACCGCUUCUAUCCCAUACUGGGCAAUCUUCAUUUCUAUCUGGAUCUGUUGAAUCUGUCACAAAUCAGAAGCCUUUGCAAACCACAUCAUCGCACCAUACUGCCACUGUGACAACUACUGUAUCAUCAUCUCCUGGUUUUCUUCGUGCUCGAAGUGCAACACCUGCAGGCAUGCUUCGGCAACCUUCUUACAGCACAGGUUUUGGGGCUGCAUUGAACAUCGAAACACUUGUUGCGGCAGCAGAGAGAAGAGAUACACCGAUAGAAGCUCCCUCAUCAGAAACUCAAGACAAGAUCUUAUUUAUGAUUAACAACAUUUCAACUUCAAACAUGGAUGCAAAAGCAAAAGAGUUUGGUGAGAUUCUCAAGGAGCAAUACUAUCCUUGGUUUGCGCAGUAUAUGGUGAUGAAAAGAGCGAGCAUCGAACCAAACUUUCAUGACUUGUAUCUGAAGUUCUUGGAUAAAGUUAACUCAAAAUCACUAAAUAAGGAGAUUGUUAAAGCUACUUACGAGAACUGCAAGGUCUUGCUAAGAUCUGAUCUUAUAAAAUCAAGUUCUGAAGAACGUUCUUUGCUUAAAAAUCUUGGUAGCUGGCUUGGGAAGUUCACAAUCGGUAGGAAUCAAGCAUUGCGUGCCAGAGAAAUUGAUCCAAAAGCUUUGAUAAUAGAGGCAUACGAGAAGGGGCUGAUGAUUGCUGUGAUCCCAUUUACUUCAAAGAUUCUGGAACCAUGCCAAUCGAGUGUAGCUUAUCUACCUCCCAAUCCUUGGACUAUGGGCAUCCUCAGUUUGCUUGCUGAGAUCUAUAAUCUACCAAACCUCAAAAUGAACCUGAAAUUUGACAUAGAGGUUUUAUUUAAGAACCUUGGCGUAGAUAUGAAAGAAGUUAAACCAACUGCACUUCUAAAAGAUAAGAUUCGUGAAGUAGAGGGGAAUCCAGAUUUUUCAAACAAGGACAUCACUGCAGCACAACCACCAUUUGUUGAAGUUAAUUCAGGAUUAUUGCCUGCAUUGAAUCAUGUAGAGUUGCAAGCUGAGGUCAAUAAUUCACCUCAUCCAACAAGCCAUCCAAAUGCAUUGACUCAGUAUGCUGCUGCUCCACAUCUGGCUUCAAAUUCCGUUUUGGAGGAUGACAAAAUGGGGGUUAUAAACAUGCCUGAACGUGUUCCAUCUGCUCAGGGUUUGACUCAAGUUACACCAUCUCCAUCACCAUCUCCUUCGCCAUCACCAUCUCCUUCACCAUCACCUUUUUCUUUGAGCCAGCUUCUGACAAUAAUUCCAAACUCUGACUCUUACAUCAAUAUUAAUCCGAAGCUUAGUUCCAUGGGCUCACAUUUGCAAUUUCAUAGAAUUAUUCAAGUGGCAAUGGAUAGGGCCAUUAGAGAAAUUGUGUCUCCUGUUAUUCAGCGAAGUGUGACAAUAGCUAGCAGGACGACCAAGGAACUCGUGCUGAAGGAUUAUGCUAUGGAGACGGAUGACGGUGUCAUAUCACGAUCUGCCCAUCUAAUGGUCGGCACUUUAGCUGGAAGUUUGGCUCAUGUAACUUGCAAGGAACCUCUUCGGGUGGCCCUUUCAACUCAUCUUAGAAGUCUUCUUCAAACUUUGAGUGUUACUACUGAUCGUAUUGACCAAAUAGUUCAGAUUCUUACAACCGAUCAUCUAGAUCUUGGUUGUGCAGUAAUUGAAAAUGUGGCAUCAGAGAAGGCUGUGGAGCUGAUUGAUGGAGAGAUAGGUCCUGCAUUUGCUGCUAUAAGAAAACAAAGAGAAGCAGCUGGAUCUGCAUAUUUUGAUGCUGUUACCUAUGCACAAGGUUCAUUUUCACGUAUGCCAGAGGCACUUCGUCCAAAACCUGGCCGUCUCUCCCUUUCACAACAGCGAGUCUAUGAUGAUUUUAUCAAGAAUAUUUGGCAAAACCAAUCUGGUCAGAAUUCAACUGCUGUCUCUCUUGGUGUUCCUUGUAUGGGUGGUUCUGUCAAUAAUUCUUCCCUGUCACGUGUGUAUGGUUCAAGUUCUGCUCCCACUAGUUCCAAUGUGUACUCCACUUCCCAAGUGGUUCCCUUCAGCUCAGUAGCUCCACCGUUGGACCUUAUCUCAGAAGAAACGGAACGUGGUUCAGCGCAGCUUUUUAGUGUCUCCCCAACUUAUGGUGGGUCUAAUGAUAGUCUCGUCCAACAUGGUGGUGAAAUGAAUUCAGUUGUAGCUCCUGCUGUUACUUCUCCUGAUCUGCAUAUGGUUGAUCCAGCAGUUGUGUCCAAAGAUUUGACAGCUGUUGUGCCACCAUCUCCAACACCUUCUAUAGAUCGUCUGGGAACUGUUUUACCUGAAUCAUUGCUGAGCACUGGAGAUGCAUUAGAGAAGUACCAGCAAGUUGCUCAGAAGUUGGAGGCCAUGAUUUCUACCGAUGCCAGAGACAUUGAAAUUCAGGGAGUUGUUGCUGAGGUGCCAGAUAUCAUACUAAAAUGUGAAAGCCGAGAUGAAGCUGCGUUGGCUGUAGCUCAAAAGGUUUUCAAGAGCCUCUAUGAAAAUGCAUCAAAUGCUCUUCACAUCGCAUCCCAUCUUGCAAUUCUAGCUGCUAUACGAGAUGUUUGCAAGCUUGUUGUCAAAGAAUUAACGAGCUGGGUAAUUUACUCAGAUGAGGAGCGAAAGUUUAAUAAAGAAAUCACUGUAGGCCUCAUUCGUUCUGAGUUGCUGAACCUGGCAGAGUACAACAUCCAUUUGGCAAAACUUAUAGAUGGGGGAAGGAACAAGGCUGCCACUGAAUUUGCCAUAUCCCUUGUGCAAACUUUAGUUGUUCAAGAACCUGGAGUAAGCAUGUCAGAAUUGUACAAUCUCAUUGAUGCCUUGACAAAGCUGGCAAUGAAGCCUGGGUCGCCUGAGUCAUUGCAACAGUUGGUUGAGAUUGCUAGGAGUAAUGUAAGCUCUCCUAAUGUAGCUGCUAACAAAGAAGAGAAGACCAGACAAUUCAAGGAUAAGAAGGUUCUUUCUGGUCGUUCCUUGACAAACAAAGAAGAGCUUGAUUCAAAUGAGCCAGCACUUGCUGAUCCUGCUGGUUUCCGAGAUCAGGUUGCUGCUUACUUUGCUGAUUGGUGUCGGCUUUGUGAGCUUCCAGCAGCAAAUGAGUCAACGUAUACUCAUUACAUUUCCCAGUUGCAACAAAAUGGUUUGCUAAAGGGCGAUGACAUUACAGAUCGGUUUUUCCGUAUUCUCAUGGAGCUUUCUGUUACAUAUUGUCAAGUUGUCCAUGAACAACCACAGCAGCUAUCAUUUUUUUCAAUUGAUUCAUAUGCGAAACUUGUGGUUCUAAUUUUAAAGUACUCGUCUGUGGAUCAAGGAGCAACUAAAGCUGUUCUCCUUCCCAAGAUUUUGUCAGUGACUAUAAGAGUCAUUCAGAAAGAUGCAGAAGAGAAAAAACUCUCAUUUAACCCAAGGCCUUACUUCAGGUUGUUUAUUAAUUGGCUUUUGGACUUGACUUCCCCUGAUGUAGUCGAUAGUGCCAACUUUCAGGUCUUGACUUCUUUUGCAAAUGCGUUCCACGCGUUGCAGCCUUUAAAAGUUCCUGGUUGGAGUUUUGCAUGGCUUGAGUUGGUGAGUCAUAGAAGCUUCAUGCCAAAAUUGCUUACAUGCAAUUCACCAAAAGGUUGGCCAUUUUUCCAGCGCCUGCUUGUUGAUUUAUUCAAAUUCAUGGAGCCAUACUUGAGAAAUGCAGAGCUGUCUGAGCCGGUGCAAUUUUUAUAUAAAGGAACUCUGAGGGUGCUCCUUGUUCUGCUGCAUGACUUUCCUGAGUUCCUCUGUGACUAUCACUUUAGUUUCUGUGAUGUGAUUCCUCCCAGUUGCAUCCAGAUGCGUAAUGUUAUUCUGAGUGCGUUUCCCCGUAAUAUGAGGCUUCCUGAUCCAUCCACUCCCAACUUAAAGAUCGAUCUGCUUGCUGAAAUCAGCCAACCACCUCGCAUUCUAUCUGACGUUGAUGGUGCUCUAAAAGCCAAGCAAAUAAAGGCUGAGAUUGAUGACUACCUUAAGACAGCUGAAGGAUCUUCUUUUUUAAGUGAACUAAAGCAGAGAUUGCUGCUUCCUCAGAGUGAAGCAAACCUGGCCGGGACUCGUUACAAUGUACCUUUGAUCAAUUCGCUUGUGCUUUACAUAGGAAUGCAGGCUAUACAACUGUUGCAGAGCAAGUCUACUGCUCAGCAUCCAUCUACCCAACAAGUGAACCACAGCCCUCCAAUGGAUCUUUUCUUAGUUAGCACACCUAUGGAUAUCUUCCAGAGUUUGAUUAAUAAUCUAGAUUCAGAAGGCCGCUACCUCUUUCUAAAUGCAGUUGCUAAUCAGCUGCGGUACCCUAACAACCACACUCAUUACUUCUCCUUUGUCCUGCUAUACUUAUUUGCUGAGGCGAAACAGGACAUCAUCCAGGAGCAGAUAACUCGUGUACUGUUAGAGCGCCUGAUAGUUAACCGACCUCAUCCUUGGGGUUUGCUCAUCACUUUUAUUGAACUGAUCAAGAACCCACGGUAUGACUUCUGGAAUCGUUCAUUUACACGAUCGGCACCUGAGAUUGAGAAGUUGUUUGAAUCAGUAUCGAGGUCCUGUGGUGGUCCUAAAACUGUGAAUGAUGGGAUGGUCUCUGCUGGUAUCCGAGAUGGUGGCCAUUGACCCACAUCACAUAUAAUGGUGACUCAUGUAUUUGAUUUCUAGUUGCGAUUUUUGCAGCCAUCUCAGAUUUGUAUAUUUAGUGAUGUAUUUGUGCAUGCAGUGAUGUCUCAGAUGUAUCACAAUAUAAUACUAAUGCAUAGUUACAAACAGUAAAAUAGACAAUUUAGACACUCAAUUGUUGAUAGCUUUACUAGAUGUAUUUCAGAUGUCCAAAUGAUGAAUUGUAGAUUGUUUUCUCCAAAAGGUUCCAUGAUGUGCCAAGUAACAUUAUUGCUUAA